CUUGGAGAAUAUAGUGAAAAUUCACCGUUACUGUAUUUUCUAAUUGAAGACACUGCUAUAUGGAGCCUAUCUUGCAUCACGGUCUUGGAUAUCUUCCCCCCAGUUUCUGAUGAAGAACAAUCAGUAGUAUAUGUUCCAGGAAUUACUACAGAAGGAAAUACCAGAUCAAGACACAAGUUGACAAGUCAAAAAGCUGAUGUUAAAGUCAAGACUUCCAGGGUGACUGAUACUUCAAUCUCCAUGGAGUCUUUAAAAGGUGCAGGUGAUUCUGUAGAUGAACAGAAUUCCUGCAGGGGAGAAAUAAAGAGUGCAUCACUGAAGGAUUUAUGUCUUGAAGACAAAAGACGCAUUGCAAACUUGAUUAAAGAACUGGCCAGAGUAAGUGAGGAAAAGGAAGUGACAGAGGAACGACUAAAAGCUGAGCAGGAAUCAUUUGAGAAGAAGAUCAGGCAGUUGGAAGAACAGAACGAACUGAUCAUCAAAGAAAGGGAAGCUCUUCAACUACAGUAUAGAGAGUGCCAAGAACUUCUAAGCCUCUAUCAGAAAUAUCUUUCGGAACAGCAGGAGAAGCUCACCAUGUCACUCUCAGAACUUGGUGCUGCUAAAAUGCAGGAACAGCAGGUAUCCAAUAGGAAAAGCACUCUCCGGUCUUCAUCUAUGGAACUGGAUGGUUCCUAUUUGAGUGUUGCCAGACCACAAACCUACUAUCAAACCAAGCAGAGACCUAAGUCUGCAAAUCAGGAUUCAGUUUCAGAAUCCUUUAUGGAGUUUAGGAAUAAUUCUUUGAAGCCAAUAACCCUUCAUCAUUCCAAAGAGGGUUUAAAUAGGGUGCCAUCAGAGACCAGAACAUGUAAUUAUGAAUCUCCAGGGAGAAAACCAGUGGAUGCAGUCCCAACAGAAAAAGCUCUACCAGAAGAACUGAAGAUGAAGGAAUGUCCACACCUUAAGCCUAGUCUAACUAGUCAGUGUUGUGGUCAUAGACUUUCUGAAGAUGCAUAUCAUGUUAAUGAGAGCCAUCCUACAAACAUAGCCCCUCAACAUCCUAAGACACAUGCAGAAUCCUGCAGUUAUUGUGGCCUUUCUUGGACAUCUGUGAUGCAUGGUGGAAGGACACUGCAACCCAGUGAAACUAAUAUCAAAAAGCAGCUCUCAGAAGAUAGGAGGCAGCAACUGAUGCUUCAGAAAAUGGAGCUGGAAAUUGAAAAGGAGCGCCUUCAGCAUCUGCUGGCCCAGCAGGAGACAAAGCUUCUCCUAAAGCAGCAGCAGCUUCACCAAUCUCGACUGGAUUAUAAUUGGUUAAGAACUCAAGCUGUGUUUAAAUCGAGAGAACUAGUUGCUGACAAAGAGCUCACGAAAGCCCAAGAACUCAAUGUGGAUAUGAAUGGGAGUGACUGUGUACCAAGUUUAUUAAAGUCAAAAUGCAAUGGCUGGCUGCUUGGAACAUCACCAUCCAUUAAAAAGCACCAAGACUCCCCGAGCAGUGGAGAGAACAGGAGGGAGAAGAUAGUUGGGUUCCAGUCACAUAUGGAAGAUGAUGCUCUGGGGAUGUGUCAGAAGAAAGAUACAUACAGAUCCCCAAAAGAGACAAUAACAGGAGUUAGAAAAGAUGCAUCCACAUCUCCUAUGCCAACAGGAAGCCAAAAGGAGCUUGUGACCACAGCCUCAUCAUCAUUCCAACACAACACCUCCCGAUAUGAGACAUCUCUGCUGGAUUUGGUUCAGUCUCUGAGCCCAAAGUCUGCUCGCAAACCUCAAACCCACCCUUCCAGAGAAGCUGGGGCCUGGAAUCACAGUACUUUCCGACUCAGUCCUCCAAAAUCCAUCUGGAAGAAGAUUGGGAUGUGCAGGACCCCUGAAGACCUGGAGGAGAAUCAAAUUCUGGAAGAUAUAUUUUUCAUUUGACACUAAAGCACAUGCUGCAAAAUUGCUAUAGGAGAUUUGUGGGUUUCUUCACAUACUGAUCUAGAAUUUUAAAUUAUUUGAUUGCAAAGUAAUUGUAUCUCUCCUUUCACAAAGACCUAUCUCACUAGCAUCCUGUUAUGUAUUGAAUAUAGAAAUCAUUCUAACAACCCAAGGUGUUUUCAAUCAGACCAAUCAGUAGAUAACACACUAAGGUGGGUGAGGGUGGGGGGACGGAAUCUUUUCUAUGCCAAACAGAGAUUAGAAAAUUAACAUAGGAUACUUUCUGCAUGGCAGAGACCAUUGCAUAUUCAGUCUUAUUUCAAGAGUGUUUCUUUCUCAAUCUUCUGCUGAAAAAGGUUGGCUCCCUUUUAUACACAAGGAAAAACCUUUCCACUGAAAGAUCCCUCAAAUUUAAAAGUAGCCCCUUGGCAACAUAAGCAAUUUCAGAAAUACACUUUUCCAACCUGUUCUCUCACCACUACCUCUAAGUGGUCAUUUAAUUCUGAAGUUGGCGUUGAUGCCCCUCCGUCCCAAGCAACACUUGAGGGCCAAUUGUGGGCCAGUCUCAGUAGUCAUCAGCCUGGCAGCUGCUCAUCCUGUAACCAAAGGGCUCAGUAGGCAAAGACCCAACGAGUCCUUGGAAACAGACAGCAUUAAAUCACAUAAGGGAGUGAUUACGCUGGGGAAAUCCAGUGGAGGCAAAAGCCUGAAACACUUUCCCUACUAAUGUUCCGGUGACCAUGCUUCUAAUUUCCCAGGAUGAAUAAGAGCAAUCUCUAGGUAUUUCUUUUGGACCCAAGUGUCCAGUUUAUUUACUCUCCAUCACAUGUGCUCUCGUGACCUUCCCAUGGUUGUGCCUGGAGAAGAUGCCACUAGAGGGAAGGUGACAUCCAGCUGCUGCAGGCUGAUAGGCUUUCUUUGGCCCUCCCUCGCACUCCAUGAGGAUUAAAGGCCAUGGGCUGACCAGGCCCUGCAUGUGUUCUGCUCAGGGCCACUAACCCCAUGGCCCAAAGAACCAUCUCCACUUGCCAGAUUAAUCUCCACCACCCCAAGCAGGGUCUCCUCCCUUUUCCCACUGGGCCUCACUUUGACCCAGAGAAAGCCUCUGGAGGAAGUACAGUUGAGACCUCUUUCUCUCUUCUGUCUUCCUGUUCAGCAGAGUCUUCAAAUGGGUCCUUCAGCUUGCAGUGGGCUCUAGCAGCCUCUCAAGCUGAGGGGAAGUGUGAUGAGCCCGGGAGAGCCAGUGAGUUUAAAACUCUGCAGUCAUUGGAAGCAAGGGAAAGAUAUGUUUCCAGAUGUGUAUGACUGGAUGACUUUAUUCAAUCUGGAGGGUGUUGCUUUUUUUUCUCUCUCUCCUUUUUACCAACCCUGGGCUUAAACUGGGAGCAAAACUUUGUCAGUUAGCAUUGGUAGCCAAGGUUAGGCUACCCAGGGCAGCCUGCACAUAGCCUACGUGGCUUCCCUGAAUUCUUUAUUUAUGAAAACUAGAUUAUUUCAGACUAGAAAAACCUCGUUGAGCAGCCUCCCUCGCCAGAUAGAUCCAAAUCUCAUGUCUCUUCAGGCUGAGCCUGGCCCUGUCACCUCCACCCAGCCUUCCUUCACUUGGGUCUUUUUAUUCUUUAGAGAAGAGUGGGGCCUACCAAUAU
Lemur catta (Ring-tailed lemur) is the source of this 3548-nucleotide messenger RNA. Its product is annotated as KIAA1328 ortholog. The transcript is spliced from 11 exons. Bases 241 to 1902 code for a protein of 553 amino acids. Lineage: Eukaryota; Metazoa; Chordata; Mammalia; Primates; Lemuridae. The record is from RefSeq and is a predicted model, not a curated record.